AUGAAACGCUUCAAUCUUGUCGCUUCUUCGUAUGUGGUGUUGCCAAUCACAAGCAAAUCGUUGGCCUUCCAAUUAUCUGCUUUUUUGAAGGUGAGGAAUGGAAGUUUGAGAGCUGCGACCACCCAUUUGUUUGGUGUUGAAAGAUCAAGUUGUAAAAAUCCUAUCGGAAUGAUACAAAAGUUUAAUAGCACUCUCAACUUUCAUUACCGAUCGUAUCAUAACAACACGAAAUAUACAGCGACCACAAAGGUAUCGGAAGAAGAGGAAGAGGAGUUUGAGGCCAAGUUCUUGCUCCAUUUUGGAGGAUUAACAAUUCCUUUUGCAGAAAAGCCGAAAAGUAUUGAGGAACUAAAAGAUCUAGUGGCCACGGGUCUAUCAUUGCACCACAACAAGGAUUGCAUUAAGUUUUUCGAAAUUGAUGAAAAGAAUUUCGAGAAGCAACUUGCUGGUUUGACUCGAGUGAAAAAAGAAGUGACUAAUUUGGACAAAUUUGGUGGCGUCUCUCUUCAGGCAGUCCUGAAAAUCAUGGUCCACCCAUAUUCAUUCCUCCAACUCAAAGAUCCUUUUUACAUUUACUUGCAUGAUAUUAAGUCUUCAGAUGACAUUUCAAGAGCUCUUCACACCUACACCUGGAGGUACAAGUAUUGUUAUGUCGACAAGAUAUCUGUACCAAGCGAGGCUUCUACAAACUCCACCACAACAAACUCAACCUCUUCUCAACCAACAGCAUCAGCUCCACAAAAAGAAAUUAAGAAGCAUACUAUACUUAAACUUAUCGACGAUGGAAAACCAAUAGCUAUGGUAGUGAGAACUACAAGAAUGGGUCAACUUUUCAAAGGAUUCCAGUUUGGCCUCUCCUUCCUAAUUACCUUGCUCAUUUAUUUAUUCAUUCUUUAA
This is a messenger RNA of Naegleria fowleri, 897 nucleotides long. RefSeq lists its product as uncharacterized. The record is from RefSeq and is a predicted model, not a curated record. The coding region runs from base 1 to 897 and encodes 298 amino acids. The transcript has 2 exons. NCBI's taxonomy places the organism in Eukaryota, Heterolobosea, Eutetramitea, Acrasida, Naegleriidae.